This is a messenger RNA of Paramecium primaurelia, 328 nucleotides long. NCBI's taxonomy places the organism in Eukaryota, Ciliophora, Oligohymenophorea, Peniculida, Parameciidae. The record is from the annotation of a GenBank genome assembly.
AUGUAUACAGAAGAAAUUAAAAGUACCAAAAGUAUUAAUUGAGUUUAUUUUCUUAGUUGCUCUUUUUGGAAAUACAUUUGUAGGAAAGACUCAUUUAUUUACUAAGUAAUUAAAUAGAAUAUAAUUUUAGAUUUGAUUGGGAAAGGUUGCCGAAAGUGAUCCAUUCAAAUAUACUUACUGUAGGAUAAGAAAGAUACAAAUAAAUUAGUUUGUAGUAUUCUUAUUUAUUAUAGCAAUUAGUCAUAUUAAAAAAGGAUAAGGGAUUUAUUUAGUUUAUGGUUAAUACAGGAAAGGAGACCUUUAAUAAUUUAAAAGUUUAGUUAAAUGA